UCUGUGGCCCCAUACAUAAGGCCGUAACAUAGCUAUGACUAUGUCUUGAUAUAUUUUACUUAUUUGUCAUUUUUAGAAAAUAAAAGUUAUAACAAUGCUUCACAAAUUACGCCCAUGGAUAUUUUACUCAAACUACCGGCUAUUCUGCAGAUGUACUCGCCUAUCUUCCGUGAAAAUGGAACAAAGUAAAGCUAAUCCUUCAUCAGGGGAAGCUUUGGAAGAAGAUCCACCACCUAUGCCUCCUCCGUCAUUCCCAAGUCAUGAUUGGAUUGGCCCAGCUGAUAAGAAAUCCAACCUCAGAUUGAUUAUACCUGCUCAACCUGAACAAGAAACCGAUUCAGAAAGAGAUUACAGAGUCAUGAGAACAGCCACGUAUGAAUGGAACCAUCAGUUCUGGUCAAAGCAAAAUGAAAUAUUCAUCAAGGCCAAAGAGCAAUUUGUCCAGGAACGUCUUGGUAAUAAGCAGAAAGAGAUAGAAGACUCUUCGGGUAAUGAGGCUGUAAUAUCUGGUGUAAAGCAAGUUCUGAGUGCUGAGGAGAUGGCCGAGUUUUAUCAACAAUUUCUGAAAGAAAAUCAGCAUUCAUUCAAAGACUACAACAAGCAAUGGUACCGCAAAAACUUCUCUCUCUUGUGGCCAGCAAUAAAAGCCAAUGUAUCAAAGUUGAUGAAGAAGAACAAAAGAUGAUGCAUCAAUUAAGAUAAUUUGUAAAGGAAGAUUGUCAAGAGGAUUGUUGCAACAUCAGUUGAGAAGGUUGAAAAGGUUCAGUCUCACUUUGACAGUUGGCCCACCAAGACUAUGCCUGGCUCUAGUGGACCUCCAGUGGAGCAUGCUAAGAAAUCUCAGUAGUGUCAAAUGCUUCCCCAGAACAUACUGAUAUUUCCUUCUAGGUGGAGAGCUCAACAUUUUGAACUGGAUCUGAUGCUUGAUUUAUCUUUAAUUAGUGGGUUAUCAGGGAUACUGGGUAAAUGUUGCUUCAACUCAAACAAUUUAUUUUUUUUUCUGAUCCCAUACAGCGAAAAUAUAUACCUAUUAAAAAAACAGAGAUGCAUGAACAAACUCACAUCAUUAUCAGUCAUGGAUAUGAAUUUCACAAGCUUGUCCAUGUAACUGUUUACAGACAAAAAUUCUGUUGCAUUAACUUCAAAAGAAUAUGAUUGCUUUGAUCAGCAAUUGUUUGCAGUUACAAAGCAAAUAAAACGUCUGCCUUUGCAACAUUUUGUUUGCAUUGAAUUCUGAUGACUUCAUGCACACAAUUUUGGUGAGGUUUGUCUAAAGAAGCUCAUAGGCUUAAUACAGGGAUCAUGUCUGUCCUAUACAGUGCAUACCAAAAAAAUUUACACUUUGAAAAAGCCCUGGGAAUUAAAAAAAUAUACUACAUGUAGGUAUUUUUUUCACAUAUAUUCU
Molecule: messenger RNA, 1405 nt
Organism: Lytechinus variegatus (green sea urchin)
Lineage: Eukaryota; Metazoa; Echinodermata; Echinoidea; Temnopleuroida; Toxopneustidae
Product: COA8 family protein CBG23705, mitochondrial-like
Exons: 4
Coding region: 95-685 (196 amino acids)
Biological process (GO): intrinsic apoptotic signaling pathway
Cellular component (GO): mitochondrion
Source: RefSeq, a predicted model, not a curated record